This is a messenger RNA of Globicephala melas (long-finned pilot whale), 1240 nucleotides long. RefSeq lists its product as uncharacterized. NCBI's taxonomy places the organism in Eukaryota, Metazoa, Chordata, Mammalia, Artiodactyla, Delphinidae. The record is from RefSeq and is a predicted model, not a curated record.
GCCACUUGGGGGGACGAACGGCCCGUGCCCCCUCUCCGCCCGGGUGGCUGAGCGCAGGACCCUAGUGCCAGGGCCGAGAGCCGCGGGUGAUGGGGCGGGAGUGUGGCACCCGAGGCCCGGGUCCUCCUGGGGGUGCCGUGCGUGGCGCUGACUUCCACCUUCCUGCGUCCACGCUGCCUGCCGCGCGGUGCGAAGCUCCCCGCGUGGCCUCGCGUGUGGUCUCCGGCCCCGCGCCGCCCAGCGUGUCCCCGCGGGACCCGGAUCCGGGGCACUUUCGUUGCGAACUGCCAGGAGGGCCCUGAGUUGACUCCUCUUUCGGAUGUGGGGAAUGAUUGUCACUGGACAGACCGCCUCUGGCACGACGGGAAGCCUCGCUGUCACUCGGGAAGGGACGAGAAAACGACAGGCUGGUGGCACGGGCGGCGCAGUCGGCGGCACAGGUAGCUCAGGUCCAAGGGAACCAGAUGUAAACGGCAGUGCCGGGCUUGAGCAGAACCCACCCUCCUUGGCCUGCGGAUUAAAGUUGGCUGGGUCUUCUUUUAACAAACUCAAUCGAAAGAACAGGCUGCAUGUGUCGAGGCUCGACGCGGUGCCUGGGAGCGCGGCCGCCUGCGACUGUGGCCUGGAUUCGCGGGAACUGAGUCUCGGGUCACAGCGGGGAGCGCUCGGCUGCGCCCCGGGCCGCCAGGCCUCCUCUCUCCGAGAGCUGGGACCUAGAUGCUUCGCUCACGGUCGUGGAGGGCGUUCAGGCCUGUGGAGCGUCUCGGUCCGGACGUACACUUGGCUUCUGUUGCUUUCAGUUGCCCUCCAAGCUGGAUUUAAAGAGAAGGGCCGGCACGCAGGGCCAACCGGUGGCCGAUGCCUUUGGAACAAGUCGGCGUGGACAUGCCCGUUUCAAGGAGCUGUGGUUUCCUGGAGGCCAAGCUCUGGGAAACGGCAGAAACGCGCGCGGGCUUGGGCUCCGGGUCCUCCCCGGAAAGCGGCGGCGGCGCAGGCCAAGGCGCCCUCCACCUCCGUCCUGGGGCUCCCGGGAGCCGGGCAGGCUGAGCGGCGACGCGGCCCGAAGUCGUGCGCGCGGGCGGCGAGGGGGCGCUGUGGCCCGCGGCUGCCGCCUCGUCCCCAUCGCGGUGGCCCCGGCGCUGUCCCCGGCCACCGACGGGCGGCGGGCUUCCCGACCUGCCUCCUCCCACGUCGGUUUGAUUCGGGGAAGAAGGACAAUAACCCUGGAGCAUUUCAAUAA